This is a messenger RNA of Closterium sp. Naga37s-1, 753 nucleotides long. The record is from the annotation of a GenBank genome assembly. Lineage: Eukaryota; Viridiplantae; Streptophyta; Zygnematophyceae; Desmidiales; Closteriaceae.
AUGGAUUGCGGGUCAGGCACGUUUAAGGCUGGCUACGCUAAUCCCGAUGCGGACCCCCCUGUGAUCAUCCCAAAUCGCUUCGUGGAAGCACCAGGAGAGCGCCCAGCCAGUAACGGGGCGAGCACUAUCGAAUCCGGGGCAGCAGCAGGGCGCGUGGUGGGGGGCGUGGAGCGGGGGCGGGUGGUGGACUGGGGGGUGAUGGAGGAUGCAUGGCGGUACAUGCUGUACGAACAGAUGGGGUGGGAGGAGGGCGGUGAAGGGGCCGUGCUGCUGUGCGAGCCCAUCCUCACCCCCCGAGCCGACAGGGAGCAAGCAGCGCAGAUCCUCUUUGAGUCGUUCAGCUGUUCGGGUUUCUUUGCAGCGGAGCAGCCAGUGCUGGCGCUCUAUGCUCUCGGCCGCCUCUCCGGCUGCUGUGUCGACCUGGGCCACGGCAAGACAGAUUUUUCGGUCGUGCAGGAAGGAGCGUUGGUCCCCUCCUCUGCUCGCCGCUGGCCAAUCGGCGGCUGCGAUCUUUCAGAGCGAAUCCAACGGCUAGUAUUGGAGGAGAGGCAGAGUGGGGGAGGAGCAGGCGCGGGAGGGGGAGGGGAGGGGGAUGCACUGUCACGUGGCAGUCUUUCAUUGGAUGCUGCUACGUUGGAGAGACUGAAGGAGGACGCUUGUGAGGUGGCUUUGGAUGAAAAUAGUUUCGCAGCUGCCCGGGCUGCGGACGAGCGGAAUGAGUUUGUGCUGCCCGAUGGGCAGGAUGUCCCCUAG